This is a messenger RNA of Lachancea thermotolerans CBS 6340, 972 nucleotides long. It is a transcript of the gene VID24, whose product is annotated as glucose-induced degradation complex subunit VID24. The transcript has a single exon. The record is from RefSeq and is a predicted model, not a curated record. Gene Ontology annotation, biological process: proteasome-mediated ubiquitin-dependent protein catabolic process; protein catabolic process in the vacuole; protein targeting to vacuole. Gene Ontology annotation, cellular component: extrinsic component of membrane; GID complex. The coding region runs from base 1 to 972 and encodes 323 amino acids. Lineage: Eukaryota; Fungi; Ascomycota; Saccharomycetes; Saccharomycetales; Saccharomycetaceae.
AUGAUUAACGAAACCGUCAAACCCCUCAAGCAGGUGCUGGCGUCGCCCAUAGCAUCGCGCUCCGCGUCUCCGCCCCCCGCACUGCCCCAUCGUCUCGUCCAGUCCUGCAAAGACGAGGACACACUCUACCGCUGCACAUCGGUCGACUCGCUCGACUCUCUACAGCACUCAUUUCGCUCGCCCUCCACCAGCGCAGAUGGCUCCCGGAAGUACAUCUCCGAGGACGAGUCCUCCUACGGCGACGUCGCCGCCGUCGCGCACAGCCCGCGCGCCUCGCCCGCGGCCUGGACCUGCUGCACGCGCCAGCUGCGGCCGCGCACGCGCUUCACGGGCUUCCAGAUCUCUGACUACAAGAAGUACCAGGUCAGCGUUACCCUGAAGACCGUCGACCUGCCAGCCUCUUCCUUCUGCACCGCCUCCACGCCCCACGUCACCGGUUUUCUGUCCAUCUGCGGUCUGACCGCGCAGCACCCGGAAAUAACCACCUUCUUCGAGGGCUACGCGGUCACAGACAACAUCGGCUUCUUGUCGAGCGCGAUGCCCUCGGAGCUCGACGCCCUGAAGGCCAAUGAUCGCACGGACCUCGACCACUGGCUCAGCUUUCCGUGCUUCAAGGAGCUCUGCAGUCCGCAGGACUCGGCUGCGGAGGACGCUGCCAAGCCUGCUGCAUCUGCAGAAGACUCAAAGCCCGACACCCUCGGCGCCAUCGUGCAGGGCUCCUACUCGCACACGGACUUCAUGCAAAACCGCUUUAUCUACAUGCGCUGGAAGGAGAAGUUUCUAGUCCCUGACGCCGAUGUGGACUCCGUCGAGGGCGCAUCCUACGACGGUUACUACUACAUCGUGCACGACCAGCUCACAGGCCACAUCGUGGGAUUUUACUAUCAUAAAGACGCUGAGAAGUUCCAGCAACUGGAGCUGACUCCAGUCACAGACGAGUGCUCUGGCAGCUGCGAUUUCGAGUUCAACUGA